Pterocles gutturalis (yellow-throated sandgrouse) is the source of this 1941-nucleotide messenger RNA. Its product is annotated as tau-tubulin kinase 1-like. The transcript has 2 exons. NCBI's taxonomy places the organism in Eukaryota, Metazoa, Chordata, Aves, Pterocliformes, Pteroclidae. The annotation marks the transcript as partial. The record is from RefSeq and is a predicted model, not a curated record.
GCAUAUAUGCUGAAGUCAUUUGAAAUUAACGGUCUGCCCAAGGCAGUGCCUUUAAGUUUGCCUUACCAAGACUUCAGAAAAGAUGUGUCAGACUACUGGGAAAAGCCUAAGGUAUCCCAGCGGAUAAAGAAAGUUGAUUUCUCAAAUGUUGUCUUGACUGCUCCUUGCAAACCUCUGGAACCUUAUCUGGAAAUUAAUGGAAAAGAAGAGGAAGAAGAAGACGAGGAAGAAGACGAGGAGGAGGAAGACGAUGAGGAGGAGGCAGAAGAGGAAGGGGAUGAGAUUGACAUGCAUAGUGGUUCCAGCAGUGACCUGAGUCAAAAAAGCACAGAGCGCAGCCAGGAGUGCGCACCAUCCACGCUCCUGGCUGAUGACCAGAAGGGAUCCAAGGGUCGCGCAUCCACUGCUGAUGGGGACCUGGAGCUGGAGGAAGGAUCAAAAACACUAGUGCUGUUUUCACCAGGUGAUCUGAAAAAGUCUCCGGUGACCACAGACUUGGCUCCAGAAGUUGAUCUGGGCACGCUUGCUGCACUGACACCUCAGAGCGAGCGGCCACAGCCUAUGGGUAGCCAACUGGAUGUAUCUGAGCCCAGGACCCUGUCUUCAGUCCUUAAAUCUGAACCAAAGCCUCCCGUGGCAGUGGCUACAGCUUCCUCCCCCUUUACCAAAGUUGAGCGCACAUUUGUCCAUAUUGCUGAAAAGACCCACUUAAACGUCAUGUCUUCCAGCGGCCAGCUGAUGAGGCAUGAGGAGUACUGCCCUCCAGGCCAGUUUGAGGAGGUCAUUAUCGAAGAGGAGCUGGAGGACAACCUGGCGCUGGUAGAGAAUGGAAGCAUACAUUCGGGGCUAGAAGGGGCAGAGACGGAGAGCUGUGCACUUUCCGCUAAUCCCAUCGAAACCACCUCAGAGACGGUGGGGGAGCAGCUGGCCCUUCCCAAUGGCAUAGCAAAGCCUCCUGAGGACAAGCCAGAGCUCUCCGACAAAGCAGCACUCUCAAUGGAUUUGGAAGAGCCUGGCAAGGUGGUUACAAGGGAGCCUGACCUUGAGAAGCCGGCAUCGAUAGCAGAACACCUGAAGCGAGCUGAGACCCUCCUCGACACCCCGCAGCAGGGCCCCAGGAGACCUCUGGGCUCCAGGUAUAGAAGUCGGAUACCCAUUUUGUUCUCUGAGGAGGACACCGGCUCAGACCUUUCAACUUCACUCUCAGCCAAAGAGAGGCUUUAUAAGAGGGCAAAGCAGCCUGACUUGGCUCGCCUUGUGAUGGAGAAGAGGCAAAACCGCCUCCUUCGGCUGGCCUCAGGGGCCUCGUCCUCAGCAUCCUCCAGCGAUGAGAGGAUGCGUCGGGCCUCAGAAACCCUGUCGGCCACCGGUUCUGAGGAGGACACCCACGACUCUGAUGACUCCAUUCCAAGGAAGGCAGGGAAGGAGAAGGCUGCCCUCCUGGGGAAAGAAGAGAGACCCAUAAGCACAAAGAGCAGAAUUCCUCGGCCCAUCACGCCAGUGAAAACACCGCUGGAGGCACCAAAGUCCGAGAGCUCCAUGGCCAUCCCGAUGGCCGUGCUAUGUAGCUCCCCGCAGGAUGCAUCUGUUGCCUACAGGCUUCAGGCCCAGAGACCGGCUGGAAGUAUCCCAAAUGAGUGUCGAACAAUGCAGAUACAAAGUCGGCUUCCUCCUUCGUCCAGCUCCACUUCUCUUCCUCCACGGAGCAGCUCACGGAGGUCCAGCGGUGCAUCCCCUCGGAGCCCUGUCCUUCCUUCGAGAAACCCCAGUGCUUCCCCCAGGAGCCAGCUGCCACCUCAGAGGGAAAGUCCUUCUCCCUGCCGACAGCAGAAGCCUGCUCUUCAGCGAGCUCCUCCUCAACAAAGAGGGAAAACCCAGACUCAGAGUCCAGCAACCAAAGGAAAGCAGGUGUCCCUGGAAAGUAAGGCAGCUGCCAGAUAA